UUAUCCUCGCAUGUGUUUCUCGUGUAUUUAUAUGAUCCAAUGUCCAUAUUCAGAGAGGUGAAGAAAGUCUUCGUAAAAUAUUCUAAAACAGGUGUCAUGCAAAAGCUAAAGAAAGAAAGAAAAAAAAAAAACAGAGAGAGAGAGAGAGAAGUAGAUCGAAGUCCCUGAAAAGGCUUUGCUCCCCCCCCCACUGUUAGGUACGAUCAACAUGCGAUCUUAGAGACAGCCUCUUGGAAAAGAAGAAGAAGAUCCACCAUCGUCACUGCUACGCCAUCAGUCAUGUCUUCCAUGCUCCACACAGUCUCUCUUUCGUGGGUGGGUGCCUCCCUUCUCGCCGCCACCCUCUCCUUGUUCUUAUUCUUGCGCUGGACUGCGGCCAAGAAACCCGGCCAACUUCCGACCCCGCCAAGGCUUCCGAUCAUCGGCAACCUGCACCUGCUCGGCUCCCUCGCUCACCACUCACUGGCAAGGCUGUCCGAGAAGUAUGGCCCUGUGAUGCUCCUCCACUUCGGCCGCGUCCCUACGGUCGUCGUCUCCUCGGUGGCGGGUGCGCAGGAGGCCCUGAAGACCCGAGAUCUGGCCUUCUCCGGCCGCCCACUCUCGAGCCUGAGCGACAGGCUCUUCUACGGCUCCCAGGACCUUGCCUUUGCCCAGUACGGCGGUAAGUGGCGGCAGAUGAGGCGCGUUUGCGUCCUCCACUUGCUCAGCCCCAAACAGGUGCGCUCCUUUCGCUCGGUAAGGGAAGAGGAGGUGGCCCGUCUGGUUGACUGCAUCCGCGCCGCUUCCGGUGCGGCGGUGAACAUGAGCGCCAUGAUCAUCGCCCUCACGUGCGACAUACUUUGCAAGGUGGCGUUCGGGAGCAAGUACACCGAGGAGGGUGGAAGCCAAAUCCACUCCUUGAUGUCGGAGCUAUCUGCAGUGAUGGGGAUGUUCCCACUGCGGGAUCACAUCCCAUGGUUGGGGUGGAUCGAUUGGUUGAAUGGAAUGGAUGGAAGGGUGAAAAAGAUCGCCAUGACAAUUGAUUCUUUCAUCGAGAAAGUCUUAGAGCAGCAUACGAGUCAGAGAGGCGGCAAUAAUAAUGAUAAAGAGGACAGCAGCAUGGACGAUUUGGUUGAUAUAUUGAUCUCCCUGGACGAUAAAGAGGACCUUGAUGUCAUGUCACUCGGCAGGGACAGUAUCAAGGCCAUUAUUUUGGAUAUGUUUGCCGCGGGGACGGAGACAACGUACGUGGCGAUGGAGUGGGCGAUGGCGGAGCUCAUGAAGCACCCGGCAGAGAUGAAGAGAGCGCAAGAGGAGGUCAGAAGGGUUGUCGGUCCGAGAGGAAACCUGGGAGAGGAGGCAGCGAAAGAGAUGCAGUACCUAAAGGCAGUGAUCAAGGAGACUCUCAGGUUGCACCCUCCGUUUCCUAUACUGUUUCCGAGGCAGACGGUGGAAGACACCCAGCUGCUGGGUUAUCACGUCCCACAAGGUACCACCUUGUUCAUCAAUGCAUGGGCACUCGGAAGGGAUGUUGGGACAUGGGAGAAGCCCGAGGAGUUCCGACCGGAAAGGUUCAUCGACGACGUCGUCGAUUUCAAAGGGCAGGACUUCCAGCUUAUACCGUUCGGAGCAGGCCGCAGAGGCUGUCCUGGAAUAGAUUUUGCAGUCGCCACCAUGGAACUCGCUCUUGCGAGUCUGCUGUACCACUUCGACUGGGAGUUGCCGGAAGGAAUGAGAGUGGAGGAGAUGGACAUGAGCGAGUCAUCCGGAAUCACAGUGCGGAAGAAAUCCAGCUUAAUUAUCGUGGGGAAGACGGUAAGCCAGUAAGUCGUUAUCAACAUCGUUCCUGUUCAGCUGUCCAUCAUUGUGCACGGGUUAUGGUAAUGUUGUUGUUCCAUUAGUCGUAAACUAUCUCCACGACAGAGACGAUGAAGCCGACGGGCUCACAGGAAGCUGUCUGUGGUCUUCUGUGCGAUGGUGUUUCCCAUCUCCUGGGUGUCGGUCUCCAUCUUCGGCAAAAUACUCCGAAGAACCUACUAUGUCUUAUGCUAUUUUAUAUACAGUAAAAAAUGUUGAGAAGACAAACACAGCGUGAGAUGGCAAGGUUUGUCCGGUAUGAUAUGCACAUCAUAUACAUCAUCCAAUACACUCGGUACAGGACCUAUACCAGACGUUUCUCUUUAUUUUUCAUAUUUUAAAGAUUUUUUAGAACUCAGUACAUAUUAAUGCAUUGACAUUGGGCAGCGAUCAGUA
This is a messenger RNA of Musa acuminata AAA Group (dessert banana), 2232 nucleotides long. Its product is annotated as cytochrome P450 71A1. Bases 280 to 1806 code for a protein of 508 amino acids. Gene Ontology annotation, molecular function: iron ion binding; monooxygenase activity; oxidoreductase activity, acting on paired donors, with incorporation or reduction of molecular oxygen. The transcript has 3 exons. Lineage: Eukaryota; Viridiplantae; Streptophyta; Magnoliopsida; Zingiberales; Musaceae. The record is from RefSeq and is a predicted model, not a curated record.